AUGGUGCUAGUAAUCUCUCGGGCUCAGGUCGUGAGCAUGCCAAAAGUGAUUAGAGGACAUGUGUUCUAGAUGUGUGAAUUCUUUCCCUGCUUUGUAAAACCCCCCUGUAGAAUGUAGUGACUUUUUAGACUCACUGGAAGGCCAAGCAAUGAAAUAUUUUAUUCUGAACAGUAGGUUGCUGACGAUGAGCCCGACAUGUCUCAACAUGGGUAUUCUUUAAAAAAAACUGCUGAUCCGCUGAAGAUAUUCCAGACCGACUAGCUGGCUUCAGGGCUCCUCUCCAACAAUGGCUGAUGUCAUAUCUGCUCAACGACAUUCAGACGAUUCCGGUGUCCCAUUCAGCUCUCCGAGACGCCCCGAGGGCUGCUGACUAACAAAGAGAGAGUGAGCUGAGAGUUAAUUGGGAUGCAUGACUCACUUCCGGAGGCUCUGGGUCUUGCCCCUCACUAGCAGCUCAUCUGUUGUUGGUUCCAUGACCUAAUACUAUUUGUUGGUUUCCGGAUCUUCUCUUCCUCCUGUGUUCAGAGCAAAUGUUAGUUUGUCUGCUUUUUAUGAGGAUUUAUUUGGUGUGAGCUUGGAAUUGGGACUGCCAAAUUCCAAUCUCACUGCUAUCAUAGCUGAGACGUGCUCGUUUUGUUUGAGAAGAGGUUGGUUACCCCCCCACCCCCCCCACCCCGAGCCAACCGACAAUACCGUCCCUUUUUUAAUUUCCUAGAAUCUCCCAUCACCUCCCUCUGUAGCCCAGUGUACCUGCCACUACCAGACCCCAUCGAAGCUGCUGAGUCAUUGUUAGGGGACGCAGGCAGGGAGCUCUUGUUGACAGAUGGCCUUGGCGAGGCAAAGACGAGCCCCCCCCCCUCCCUCCACACAGUCUAUCCCCGUCAUGCUGGGGUACAUGCCAGAGGCGCCGUGCUCUUUUAUAAUUUACACACCUAUUUAUAUACCCAUUGUAAUGGAACCACACCUCCGAUCAAUUUACCUACCCGACAUGCUAGAGUAGAUGGUGCGGUUUCCCCCCAUAGGUUUCAUCCCUCCACGAACCUGUUUAAUCUCCUGUAUACCCAAAACCCAAAGGAAGGAUUACGUUUUGUUUGAUAGUGUCGGAGCUUCCCGACAGAAUCCUCUUUACCAUCAGAUAAUACACAAACACUUGGGGUAGGCUAUUCUGUUAAGCGGCUGAGUGCAGCUCAGCGUUACUUCAGGCAGCACGGUGGUUGCUAAGACGAGUGAGAGGGGAUGGGUCGUCCUUGAGGGAGAAGCGCAGAAUGCUGAGGAAGAGGGCAAGAGAACCCCAAGGGAAGGGUGUGAGGAGGAGAUGCUACACUCUUCACCUUUUUUCUCUAGAGACACAGUAUGCUGCACUUGUCCUGAGGGCUGUGAGUGACGCAUGGAGAGGAUAGAGACCACAUCUAGCAUCUCUCUCAUUUGUAUGACUCAUGAUCUCUUGAUCUUUACAGGUAGAAAAUGUGCAAAGUCAUUCUGCAUUGGUCGUCGAUCAGUAGCUAUAGUAGCGUACGUUGCAGAACAGUUAAGUUAGUCACUAUGUACAUGAUGGGCAGAAUGAAAGUUGAGGCAAAUUAAAUGAAUGAUCGUGGAAUGGUGGCGCUUUGUCCUGCAACUCGAUAAUGCUGGCCAAUAAAUGUGCCCAUCCGAUAGCUAGCAUGAUGAGUCCAUGUCUCCUAGUGCCUGGAGCGGGGUGAACAUCACUGUCCUGAUCACUGAAAUACGGAGGGCAAUGUCCCUGCUGUAUCAGCCAGCCUGUAUCUGCUUUGUAACGUGACACGGUCACCCUGCGGACUGGGGCUAUCAAUAAACCCAAGGUCAUCCAUCCAUACAUUCAAUGAACACUCUCCACGUCAUCUCAUCACCCUCUAAUGUGCCUCAGGGCACAGUACGACAACUCACUUAAAGUCUGUGGCGUCGCGGGCCUCGGAAUGCCAAUCCUAGGUAAAUGAAGGACCGUGGAAGAGAACAAGCCCUGUAUUGUUACGUCGGCUAGACCUUAUCUCCUGUUCCUGUCUCAAUCUUCCUGAAACGGAGACUGCGGACCCGUGUCUGGCCCUCUCUCUGGGCCUGAGCGGUGUACGAACGCUGCCAGAACGUCAAUACCCUUUCGAGUGUGCAGCCGGGCGGACAUUUGCAUGCAGUCAGUCGAUGGUUACUUAUUUUUCCACACUGCCAGUGGCGAGUGGGUUAAUCACUAUACAUGUGUAAAUGUCGUUUGGGAUCAGCCUUUGGUUCAGUGCCAGUAAAGCAGGAAGUCGACGCUAAUGUAAGAUCCUGUCUUCGAGCUUUGUCUUUGUCUGGGCCUUAUUUAUGCGUUAAUAGGUGGGGGGUUCCAGGGACGAGAUGUUGUAAAGGCCUUUGAAUGCUUGGCUUCCUCUCCUGUGCUGUCCCUUGUGAGGGUGGGCUGGGGUGACUGCAGACUGGGGGCGUCCUGGGAGACCGACCCAGUGGGCAGCCACUCACGUCACGGCAUUGUCUCUGCACAGCAGGGAUGCUUCCUGUGUUUGACCUUCUACAGACCGAUACAUGCACAGAUGAAUCGGUCGGUGUCUGUGUGUGAGAGUGAGGGAGUAUUCUAUGUCAGAUAAAGAUACAAAUUAGAUCUGGUAGAGUGUUCAUAGAAAUUAAUGACAGUUUAAUUCAGAGAUAAUAGUAUUCAGAUGUGUCAACUGCACAUGACUUUAAGGGUCUUUUUCCAUUGUGUGCUGACCAUAGCCUGUCUGUCUCAUUCUGUUUGCAGGAGCCGUUUGAGGAUGGCUUCGCCAACGGGGAUGAGCUGACCCCGGCCGAGGAGGCCGCAGCCAAGGAGGCGUCCGAGCCGAAGGGAGCGGUCAAGUUCGGAUGGAUCAAAGGGGUGCUGGUGAGUGGUCAACCGACAGACUCUGGUCAGACCUUUUGGACAUCCUGAGAGCGUACUCCUGGUUACCUUUUGUUAUAUGACACUGUGUGUGUGUGUGUGUGUGUCUCAUUUAGCAGACACUUUCAUUCAAAGUGACUUACAGUAAUUCUUGCAUAAAUGUUUUACGCAUGGGUGGUCCCUGGAAUCGAACCCACUAUCCUGGCGUUGCAAGAGCCAUGCUAUACCAACUGAGCUACAGAGGACCAAUGUGAAGUUUCUGCCUCUACCAUUGGUACCGCAUAAGCACUUCUCUUUUUAGUCCUGACAUUGUAGGGAAUGCAGUGUCCUCGAGUUAUUCUUGAACAGUGUUCAAUGGCAUAGACCAGGGAUCAUCAUCUAGAUUCAGCUGCGGGGAGGGGAGGGGGGGGGUGCUCCCGCCGAACAUAAAUACACAUUUCUAGACCGCAAGAAGCCCAAACAGAUCUAAUGUUUGACUAAAACCUAAUAAUUUCAAACCUUGCUUACAUUUGCCCUCUCAUUCAAAGUACAGAACAUUCCUUCAGGCUCCCACAAUCAGGCUCUGUAGUAUAAAGUUCCCAGGUGGUUACUUAAAAUUAUUUUGGAAUUCAGAUAUCAAGAUGCACAUAUUAUCAUUGGACUAAAGACCCUUGGCUGUCUUAGCAUAUUUUUAUUAGUUCCUGUUGCAGUUAGUUUGUAUUGUAGUCUAGCAACAAGUGGUAGACUACAUGAGCGUGUCACCAAACGGAGGUGUGUAUGCGUGAGUGUCGAUCACACUCUACUCAGGAUCCUAGCGAGAAUUGCUUUUGCUGAUUAAUCCUUCCAGGUCUGUCCAGGCCAAAGCAUGUUUCUGAGAGACUAGUGCACAUGUGUCAAACCCAUUCCAUGGAGGGUCGAGUGUUUGCGGGUUUUCGCUCCUCCCUUGAUUGAGGAAUUAAGGUCACUAAUUAGUAAGGAACUCCCCUCACCUGGUUGUCUAGUGCUUUAAUUGAAAGGAAAAACCAGCAGACGCUAGGCCCUCCAUGGAAUUAGUUUGACACCCCUGCUCUAGUGUGAGAAUCUGGCAUGGUUGUAGCACAGUAUCUCCCAACAGGAGCACGUUUAGUUUGUUUUGUCCUUGCCCAGCUGAUUCAAAGAAUUAAACCUAGAUGAUUAAUUGAUUAUUUGAAUUAUCUGUGUAGUGCUAGGACAAAAACCAAAAUGUGCACUUCUGGGGUGCAUUGUUGUAGCUACUUGUCACACAGUGCAUAGUUUUCAAAAUGUACAGUACUUUUAACUACAUCCUCAUUUUCAACUCUACUGAUAGUUUUGUCACAAAGACUGUUGCGAUAAAUAGCAAAGAUGCCUACUCUGGUCUUGGCACGUGCGCUCUAGCCAACCGCUUCCAGAUACAGUAUGGGUAGGCUGUGAGGUUGGCUAGUCUACAUGAUGAGAUUAUUAUGGAUAUAAUAUUUUUAUUUGUCAAACGGCAGUCAAGCAUCGAUCAUCAUGUCAUCAGAGUAUGCUUGGAAAGGAGCAUCAAGCUCAUCACCGUGCACUUUCACUACCGUGUAAAGUUCAUCAUUUAUUUCAUCUGUAGCCUAAUAAACUGCUUGCUUUCCCGAGUUUUAGUGGGAGGACCACACAUCAUGUCAUUGCGUGACUCCAAGUUUACUUCGAAAUUAUAGUUAUUAUAUCAAUAUUUGCACUUAAAGGCGUUUCCACCGCCAUUUCCCGCAUAAUUAAUUUUACCGACACAAAGAUCCCACAAUGUCGAACGAACAAAUUGGCGGCAUUUAUACAAUUACACCGAAACUUCCUGUUUCCAUCACAGCUGUCAUAAUUUUAAAAAAAAUACGAUUAGGUCUUUACUGUGGAUGGAAACGUGGUUAAUGAGUUUUAGGUGAUGACAAGAUAUUUGCACUGAAAUGGAUAAAACUGUGGUAGAUAUUAAUGAAUGUUCUUAGAGGUUGACAGUGAUUAGAUUUUAGAUAUAGACUAGUUAUUAUAAGUUUUUCUUAAUUAUAUUUUUUACUUACAUCAGCCUUGGCCAGGUUUUCAAAUGUUAUCUUUUAAAGAGAGGCAUAGUUUGGCAGCCAACAUUUCUUUUAGCAUGUCAUACACUGAUAUCAACAUUUCAUAUCAUGUAUUUCAUUGUUGUCCAAAGAGUUUCCCAAUUUAUAUCAGGACCUUAAUCACUGUUUGAACCGUUCUUCUAACCUUAAGUUGCAAUCUUGGUGCUCGUAGAGGUCGGUGCCAAGGCAAAACUGCUACUUUCACUAGGUUUGGAAUUUUGCCCUUUUUAACAUUAUAAUCAGUGGAUUCCCACCGGCAAUGUUCCAAGACCAGGUUAUUGGAAAGCGCUCUGAGUGAAGCGUUCACGUCACCGGACAUGCAUCCUAACUGCCACCCCUUUCUCUGUGCAGGUGCGCUGCAUGUUGAACAUUUGGGGCGUGAUGCUCUUCAUCCGCAUGUCAUGGAUCGUUGGCCAGGCGGGAAUUGGUAAGACGACACCCUGGAGUUGAGCUUGGGAGUCUAUGUGAAUUACUCUUUUAAUUCACACGACCUCACCCCAAACCCUCACCCUCCCGACCAUCCCUCCUCCUCCUCCCCUCACCUCUCGACCAUUCACCGUCCAGAUGCGAAAUGUUGCCACACGGCGACAUAUGCAGUCAACUGUCACACACUAGCGGCAUCGCUACUAUUCACAGGCCUUCUCAGAAUGUGUGAAUGCCAGGAGAGGUAGAGAGAGGGGAGAGCCUCAAAAAGCAGAUAAUUAGCUGCUCAUUAUUGCAGUUAUUUGCCUCCUAGGAGUUUGUAGAAAUGUUAAUGCAGAUUUUGUUUUGUCGUUUGUUAAUCAUGUCCUCCAUUUUCUUUCACAGUUCUCUCCUGUGUGAUCGUUCUCAUGGCAACAGUUGUGACCACCAUCACCGGCCUUUCGACCUCAGCGAUUGCGACCAACGGCUUUGUACGAGGAGGUAAAACUUGUCAAACUUGCAUCUUUAAAGCGUGUUUCCAAAGAACCCAGUUCUUCCAAGCCUCUACUAUAGGACUAGUCUCUACUAUAGGACUAGUCUCUACUAUAGGACUAGUCUCUACUAUAGGACUAGUCUCUACUAUAGGACUAGUCUCUACUAUAGGACUAGUUAGUUGCCGUGUUCAUCCCUCUAUGAAACCAUAAAACACACAAGUAAAUAAACAUGGAUUGCUAAUGUAUCAUGUAAAGUAGUGUUGCUUAUAGUAUCUGUGUAACGGAAGGCUCGUUCUCUGACGGUGUAAUGAAUCUGACACUCCAGGUAUAGUCAUUGCAGUGCAGGCAAGUAUAACUCAAUCGGGCUUCAGGAUGCUGUCAGUCAGUCAGGGUUUCAUCCAGGUAUAGUCCGUGGUGCCCUGUGGUGAGUUGAGCUGGGUAUUCAUUUUACCUCAGCUUAAAAGUUCACCUGAAACAGCUGUGAGGAUUAGCAGAGCCGAAUAGUCACAACUACGGAUAAUGGCGUGCGAGUCGGCAACUGCACCAUUAGCACAUGCUUUAGUCAAGACAACCGAUAGGUGAUUAGGUUAGUUUUGGUCCAUUUCCAUAGCUGGUAAUGAAUAGUUGUGAAUGGAAGUCCAGAAGUUAAAGUUGUUUUCCUUCUUCAAUUUGUUACAUCCCAUAUCAGAGUUUUUCUUCUUCUGUGAGGAAGCUGAUUUUGUCUCGGUUUAAUUAUCAGCUCAAAUUUCGCCCCCUCGGAAGUCAAGGACAUCUUCACUGUACAUUUCCCUUAACAUCCGAAACCAUUGGGUUUUAAUUAACUCCCUCCUUCCCCGGGCCCUUGAUAUGCCAUCGCCUCCACUCCCUAAUCUCUUUACCUUGAGGAAGGUCAGGAUAUUGCAAACAACAGGAGGCUGACUGAGAGUGCCUUUGCCAGAUAUAAAAAUCACUUCCCUGAUCACUCGCUGAUUUCUCUUUCGCUAGAAUUCUGAUGCAAAUUACUCCUCUCGUCCAAUCAUAUCAUAGUCCUUCAGUCAAGUUAUGCAAAUCUACCGGAGCAUGUCAGAGCAUGCAUCAAAUGUGAAGUCCAGAAACAGUUAUUUAGUUGAGUUUUUAUUUUCCAAGCCCACUAUAUGUGAAUUCCUCCCCACUGUGAGGAGAAACUGCCAACAGAGCAUAAAGAAAGCGUGGAGUGGUUUUAAUUGGGAGUACGGAACGUUCUGCCCCGGUGUUGCCAUCAGGUUAGAUCACCAAGCGUUCAUCAGUGGGCUGAUUGGGAGGUCAUGGGAAGGGGCACCACACCGUCAUUCUGCCUCGCCCACCCCACCUGGCCAAUGUCCAUCAGCGUAGGCCUAAUGUCUGGCGCUAAUGGCCACAAGUCUUUCUUUGAUCAUCUCUGAUGAAGCAGUAGCUCUUCAGGUGUCGAUGGCUGCAGGUGCGUGGUUGCCUUUAAUCUUCAAAGCAAACAUUUGAUAGCUGUUGUUGGUUCACGUCUUGAACAGAGAGCCCUUAAACAUAAUAAUGUUAUGGACCCAUAACAAAAACCAGAAACUCUUAAUCAAAAAGCUCAAGGGCAUGUUGUUAGAAACCAAGACUACAAGACUGUCAUUGUUGCUGUUACAGUCCAGCCAGUUUGUUUACCGUUUUUACCAGCUCCAUCUGACCUCUGCUGUUCUGAACACUAGACUAGCCACUGGUGUAUAAAAAUGACUCUCACCAAUAGAUUAAUACUGCAGCUCAAUUUGUAUUAUUAUUAUUAUUAUUAUUAUAUAUUAUAUUAAUACUGCAGCCUCUGUAGUCCUCUGUAGCUCGGCUGGUAGAGCACGGCGCUUGUAACGCCAAGGUAGUGGGUUCGAUCCCCGGGACCACCCAUACACAAAAAUGCAUGACUGUAAGUCGCUUUGGAUAAAAGCGUCUGCUAAAUGGCAUAUUAUUAUUUAUUAUUUAUUAUUAUUAUUAUUAUUAUUAUAGCUCAGUUUAUAUUCAUUCAAGAGAGGGCUCGCCAACAAUCUGCUCAGUGCUCAGAUUUGCAUUCCAAAUUCUACCCUCGUCUCUCAUGAUGCAUGACUGAUGAGUAGCUCAAGGUGACCUUAUGCUGAUUUACAGUGCGGUUUUGUUCCCUUUUCUUGGCAUGUUUGGAUUAAUUGGGCUGAGGGUUCCCACGCUAACCAUAGUCUUACUUAUCAUUGAACUUCUCUCUGGAAUCCAUUCAAAUAUGCAACCUGCAGAGCAGUGGCCGGCUCACAUGACGUCUGCUUAGUCCCCUGCGUUUGGAUAUGGAAUUAGGUGUCCUGUACAGGUGUGGUUUUUACCAGCUGGACAUGGCUAUCAUUUACUUCCCUCAUCCAUGGAACUGGAGAUGUAUUCUCUGUUGAGGACCUCAACGAGAUGUGCCCUAGUUCAUUUGGAAUGGAAUGAAAGGAUGGGGGGAAAACACUGGCCACACAUUGCUCCCAGUUUUCGCAGCAUGAGGGGAAAUUCAAUAGUGUGUUUCUAAAUCAGUGGUUCUCCCUCAAGUCACUGAGAGCGGUCAGUGCUGGCAGGGAGGUCUGAAAUGGAUAUUAGGAUGCUCCCUCCGCGAGGGCAAGGGAAAACCAAGGAUUCCAUUUUGUCUAAAAUAUCCUGGUGAGGAAAAGAUUAAAUCAUCUUGUCGUAGUAAAGGAUAUUGGUGUUUUCAGCGGGGUACACCUCUGGAGACCACGUAUUCGAUUAAUUCUCAUAAGGUUUCACGUCUACCACGGCCCGAUUUGUCUUUGGCAUCAGGCGGCAAGGGAGGCCCCAUAUAG
This is a messenger RNA of Coregonus sp. 'balchen', 8599 nucleotides long. Lineage: Eukaryota; Metazoa; Chordata; Actinopteri; Salmoniformes; Salmonidae. The record is from the annotation of a GenBank genome assembly.